Molecule: messenger RNA, 884 nt
Organism: Prunus mume (Japanese apricot)
Lineage: Eukaryota; Viridiplantae; Streptophyta; Magnoliopsida; Rosales; Rosaceae
Product: Ribosomal protein L2 family
Biological process (GO): mitochondrial translation
Cellular component (GO): ribosome; mitochondrial large ribosomal subunit
Molecular function (GO): structural constituent of ribosome; RNA binding
Source: RefSeq, a predicted model, not a curated record
UAAGAACUUGGCUGGUGAGUGACGUGGUACAAGGAAGUAACUGAGAAAGAAAACCCUAGAAGCGGUCGAAUGGCUGUGUGGAGAGCUCGAGCGGCUUCAUCGACCUUGUUCAACAGGCUCCUCGGCGGCCACUUCAACGCCAUCAGCACCACCACUGCCUAUCGCACUCUCUCCACCGAUGUGGGUGGGGCAGGUAAUCAGUUUUUUCACUAUGAUAUCAAUUCACAAUUCGGAAGGUGCAUGCCACUUGCUGAUAUGCAUAUUCAUGCCAAAAUACAUAGCAUCGAGGUGCACCCAGGUCAAGGCGGCAAGUUAGUUCGAGCACCAGGUACUUGCGCAAAGAUUUUGAAAGAACCCACUUCAAGGUGUCUAGUGAGACUGCCUUCGGGUGUUGAAAAGUGGAUUGAUUCUAAGUGCCAGGCCACGAUUGGUACGGUCCCCAGUGAAGGAAAUAAGCCUAAGAAGCUCUACAAGGCUGGGCAGAGCCGGUGGUUAGGCCGCAGACCAACGGUUCGAGGAGUGGCAAUGAAUCCAGUAGAUCAUCCUCAUGGUGGUGGUGAGGGUAAGAGCAAGAGUAGUGGUUCUCAUGGGAAGGGUUCUCGAACACCUUGGGGCAAGCCUACAAAGGGUGGCUACAAGACUGGUCCCAACAAGCGUAGAAAAUAGUGUUGUAUCAUUCUCUUUGCUUUGGUUUGACACUGCUGUGGAAUUUAGCUUUUUGGUGAGUUCAGAUAGCAAUAAAAGUCGCACUUAGAAGUUUAACUCGUCAUAAAAUAUUCAAGGUUCGUAUAACUUUUUCCCUUGUCAAGUUUCUCAAAGUGUUUGUUUUUGGAUGACGCUGUGUAAGUUGCUUAUUAGUUUCAACUGUGACUGUUUUUUGGAUA